Molecule: messenger RNA, 1964 nt
Organism: Xenopus laevis (African clawed frog)
Lineage: Eukaryota; Metazoa; Chordata; Amphibia; Anura; Pipidae
Exons: 2
Coding region: 621-1775 (384 amino acids)
Source: RefSeq, a predicted model, not a curated record
AAAUAAUGCAGACCAAUUGAAAAGAUGAUUAGAAUUAGCCAUUCCAUAACAUACUAAAGGUUAACCGCUCCUUUAAAACACUGCACUACAGAAUGGCCUUUUAUAUCUACAAAAAUGGGCCACUCAGGCAAAGGGGGUAGAUCUAAAUGUAGACUAGUCUGCACCUUGCUUCUAUAUCGCUGUCCAUUAAAGAUGUAUCACAUUUUGUUUUUUAUGUGCAAAACAACAAGAUCUGUUAUCUUUCUGUAAAACAAAAAUGAUGAUUUACAUGUAAUAGUAUAUGCACACUGUAUUGACUAGAUAUGCUCUGUAAUGUAAAGUAAAAUAGUCUCUCACUGAUGUUUAAGAUUUGUAGAUCUGUUAAGUGCUUGCAAACUUAUAACAAAAGAACAGGGUUCUUUAUUAUCACGCCAUUUAAUUUCUACUAUGUACUGUAUUUACUGUAUAUGGAUGAAAUGACAAUAAAAUCCACUUGACUUGUAUGUUUUCAUUUCAUGAUCGUGUUCCCAUAGCAACAACAACUUCUACUACACAACUGAACUAUGACAUCACAAUGACUAACAUUGUCCAGAUGAUCUCAGGCUGUACCACUGGCAGAGCGUCGUUGGCAUUGAGUAGAGAUGGAUCUAUCCUACUUUUUGCUCGCGUUUUAUCUUUUUAUCUUAUCUUUUAUUUUCAAAAUGAACCAAUUUAGAUUUAUUUACUGGAUUUUAUUCUGCAGUUUACUAAUUCCCCAUGUUUGUUAUGGAAGUGCAAUGGAUCAAAGACAAAAGCCUCGCCAUAACUCCAAACCAAUCAGGCAGACGGAUGCACAGACUGAUGAAAUCCUAUUUUUCAUGGGUGCUGAUAUUUUUCUGUGGAUUUUCCUGAUUUGUUUUUACUUACGCAGAGAGCUGAGUUUCUGCGUUUUUCUCUGGCUGAUUAUUGUUAAAAUUGGAGACAUCAUAGUACCCUCCUGGGGCUUAGUGUCCAAUAUGUUCCAUGAUGUCUACAGGAUCUUCUUUUCAAGCAAAGUUAACCCGACAGAGGCUGAGCUAGAAGCCGUCCAGAGAGUUAGUAGAGUACUAAUCCUUUGCCUCAGCAAUGCUAUGGUGAUUUUUGUGAGCAUUGUUGGAUUACGUCUGUGGAGCAAGGUGACUAUAAGGCAACUGAUAAAUACUGGCCGAACUGUCAUGCAGUUUAUAUCAGCAACAGUUUCUGACUUGUACGAUAUAUACACGGUAAAGGAGGCAGCCAACAAAGAAGCCAAACCAGCCAAAACAAAGAAAACUGGCGAAAAGAAAUGCAAAAAAGUAACAUUUAACCUAGUACCACAACUCAUAGUGGACCUGGAGCCAGAAAAUCCUGCUCAAGAUAUUGAGGAGCCAAUAAAGUCAGUCCAGGAGAUUGUAGAGCCAGGAGACUCUUCUGAGAAGACAGUGGCCUCAUUAUAUCCUACAAUUAUAGAUAUCAGGCAGAAAAUGAUCCUUGUUGAUGGUCUUUCACAAGGGAACAGUGUGGCUGGCCAUACAGAAAUUCCCUGUAUGAGGAGUGGCUCUGACUAUAAUACGGAUAUGAAUAACAGUGUUCUGCCUUCAGUGCCCACUGUGAGCCAGGCAGCAGCAGAUGUCCCUAUGUCUGUGAAGAAGAAGAGCAGCUUCUCAAGAUUCAUACAAAGUCUCAGGGACAGAGCCACCAGGUCAAAUAAGAAGAAGAGUGGGAAGUCUAUGAAAAACAAAAUUAUCUUCAAUGUAACAUCGUGUUUCCGGUGCCACUCAGUAGAAUCUGAUACCUGAGCCAGAAUUUGCAGAUGUUGCAUCUGUUUUAACUGGUGUUAAUCUGCCUUUACACUGCUAAACUUAAUCAAAAUGAAGAGAACUGAUCCUAUCAGAAUGAUGGAUAAAGAAGGCACUACUGGUGACCAAUCAAAGAUCAAGCAAUACAUCAUAACCAUCGAUUAGGAUAACCCUAACCUAGAUCCUGAA